This is a messenger RNA of Zingiber officinale, 1206 nucleotides long. RefSeq lists its product as uncharacterized. The transcript has 5 exons. Gene Ontology annotation, molecular function: protein dimerization activity. The coding region runs from base 1 to 1206 and encodes 401 amino acids. NCBI's taxonomy places the organism in Eukaryota, Viridiplantae, Streptophyta, Magnoliopsida, Zingiberales, Zingiberaceae. The record is from RefSeq and is a predicted model, not a curated record.
AUGGCCUCCCCUGCUUCUUCUUCCUUGCGAUUUGGAGCUGCUGCCGAUGUGGUUCCAUGUCGAGGAUUUAGAAGGUUGCGGGAGGAGAUUGUUGACGGAGAAAAGAGUUCCAUUUCUUCAUUGGUAAAUGAAGGAUUUGACAAUUGGAAAAGGGUAAAUCAAGAAAAAACAUGUACAUUUCUUACCCAUAUUGGUUCUGCAGCUUCUUCGCCUCAUACUAUGUGCGAGAGAAAGGCUGAAAAUUUGAUGAGACCCUCGCAACAUAUUGAUAAUGUCAUGGAUGUCCAAUCUAAAGAGGAAAAAGAAAAAAAUCGCUUGCGUUUGCGGACCUCAAUUGUCAUUAUUCGUUGGCUAGCACUUCAAGGGUAUGCCUUUAGAGGUAAUGAUGAAUCUCUAUCUUCAUCUAAUCGUGGGAAUUUUCUUGAAUUAGUAAAUGCUUUUGCAAAAAUGAGUACAAAAAUUGAUGAAGUUGUACUUGAGAAUGCUCCAAAAAAUGCUCAAUAUAUCGCUCCAGAAAUUCAGAAAGAGAUUUUACAUAUUAUGGCUAAUAGAGUACGAAAGAUGAUUCGUGAAGAAGUUAGUGAUAAAUGUUUCUAUAUUCUUGUUGAUGAAGCACGAGAUAUAUCUAAACGAGAGCAAAUGGUCAUUAUCUUGAGAAUUGGAAUCGAGCAUAUGCUGACAAUUGGAGAAUGUGAUUCUGGAAGUGGGGCUAAUCAGAUUGGUAAUUUGCAGCGAACGGGAGCUACUCGUUGGAGUUCUCACUAUGACUCAGUAAAAAGCUUGAUAGCAAUAGAUUUCAUCUUGAUGGAGUUAAAUACUCGAUUUAAUGAGUCAUCAGUGGAACUUCUUUCUCUUAGUACUGCUUUAGAUCCUAAAAAUUCGUUUGAAUCAAUUAACACUGAUGAUAUUUGCAAGCUUGCAAUGAAGUUUUAUCCUGAAGAUUUCACAAAUCAAGACAUCAUUGCUUUGAAGUAUGAAUUGAUUGAUUCAUCUAGUUUGGCGUUACUUGUUUCUACUGCCACUACUGAGCGAGCUUUUUCAGCAAUGAAGAAUGUGAAGAUAACACUUCGCAAUAAAAUGGAGGAUGAAUUUCUUGAAGAUUGUUUGACACUUUAUAUUGAACGAGAUUUAACUAAGGAUAUAGAUAUAGAUUCUAUUAUAGACGAAUUUUAUGUUUCAAAAUUUCGUAGAACACAACUUUGUUGA